AGACCGCGCAGGCCAGGCCCGAGCGCACCGCCUGGCGGCCUCUCUGCGGCCAUGGGGGCGUCGGCGCGGCUGCUGCGCGCUGCGAUCAUGGGGGCCCCCGGCUCGGGCAAGGGCACUGUAUCGUCGCGCAUCAUUAAGCACUUCGAGCUGAAGCACCUCUCCAGCGGGGACCUGCUCCGGGACAACAUGCUGCGCGGCACAGAAAUUGGUGUGUUAGCCAAGACUUUCAUUGACCAGGGGAAGCUCAUCCCAGACGACGUCAUGACGCGGCUGGUCCUUCAUGAGCUGAAGCAUCUCACCCAGUAUAGCUGGCUGCUGGAUGGUUUUCCAAGGACAGUCCCGCAGGCUGAAGCCCUGGAUAAAGUUUAUCAGAUAGACACGGUGAUUAACCUGAACGUGCCCUUUGAGGUCAUUAAGCAACGCCUCACUGCUCGCUGGAUUCACCCAGCCAGUGGUCGAGUCUACAACAUCGACUUCAACCCUCCCAAGAGUGUGGGCAUUGACGACCUGACCGGGGAACCCCUCGUCCAGCGCGAGGACGACAGGCCGGAGACAGUCAUCAAGAGGCUGAAGGCAUACGAAGCGCAGACGGAGCCGGUCCUGGAUUAUUACCAGAAAAAGGGGGUGUUGGAGACAUUCUCUGGAACAGAAACCAACAAGAUAUGGCCCCACGUAUAUGCUUUCCUGCAAACAAAAGUUCCACAGAUAAACCACACAGCCUCAGUUUCUCCGUGAGGAAAAGUGCCAGGCAUCAGUGAGGCGAGCACAAGCUCCUCGUCCUGAGACGCCUGCACCUACGAGUUCUCUGAAAAUGAUAGUUUCAUUUCUGCUGAUUUUGUUCUAGAUGUACCAAAUGAGGUGGAUGCUAAGAUUUGUCUUCUGCAGUCGUCUAGUGUUUUCCUCAGUUAUCUGUUGUGGGUGUGCAAUUCUAAAACAUCAGUGAUGUCUUAAAUGUUUUUUUAAAUCAAAAUGCAAAGAGUGAUUCGUAGUAAUCUGACUGUUGUUCAGUAAGUGGUUGAUAAAGGUUUCCAUAUUUUUCUGGAAAAGUAAAAAAAAAAAGACUAAUUUGGGGAAAGUACCUCAUCAGAGGCGUAUGUAUGGACUGACGCCAAGACAAGACAUUUCUAGCACUGUGGGACUCCGUUUUGUGACUCUCUCAAAUUCCAGAGGAAAACAACUGGAUUUACAGGUCAGUUGCAGAAUGCAAAUUCACCGCUGCCUUUGAACUGAGAAACUUCCAAGCCGGCCAUAUAUUCUCUAUUUAUCUUGUCGUUAAACAUACCUUCCUUUUAUUCGGAAACCCUGGUAGCGUAGCGGUUAAGACCUACAGCUGCUAACCAAAAGGCUGGCAGUUCGAAUCCACCAGGCGCUCCUUGAAAACCCUAUGGGGGCAGUUCUACUCUCUCCAAUAGGGUCACUGUGAGUCGGAAUUGACUCAACGGCAAUGGGUUUGGUUUUUUCAGAAUUUCCAAUUUGCUAUACAAAUGUAUCAGAGCAUUUAGGGCAAUAUUGCUUUAGGGAGUGGUUUUCUUUUGAGAAAUAACUGUGUUCUGAGAGAUCUAUUUAGAAUGUGACAUUGUAAGUUCCUGGAUAAGCACUAAACUUGAAGGAAUUUUCUUCAGUGGAAAGUGUCAAGUCUUUCCUGUUUUCAGAUAUGACUCAGGUUAAGAAACGUGUGCUUUAGGCUGUACCGGCCAGCUUGUGAUGGAAACGUAUAAUACGCUGUGAUGUUAAACAUGUACCAAAAAAAAAGAAUAAAGAAAACCCGUGGUGCCACGUCAAAUAAGCAUACUUGGUCUUUAGGAAACAGAAAUAGGUCAGGCCUGCCUGGGGCAACUCCCGUGACAUCGGUACCAAUCGUAGGAGUAAACUGGUGGAGCAGUACAACAGUUUUACCUGCCGUUUAAAAAAAAACCAGGAAGGUAGUUUAGUUACCUGAAGAGGGGCUUCUUUAUUGCUGAUCAAAGAAGUUGAUACCUGCUAGCGUUCACUGCCGUCCUAUCUUAGGAUUCUGAAAGAACUAUGCCAGGCGAGUGUGACCUGAGCCGCCAUUUUUUAGUCAUUAUUUUAGAUUCCUUAGUGGGACAACAAGGACACAUGAUUCUGUACUGUGUCCUGGUAGGAGUGGGGUGACACGAGGUGGAGGAGAAACACCACUGUAUCUUCCGUGGCAUGUUUAGUCUUACUUUAAAAAAACCCCGCUGCUCUUGUGUCUGACUGACAGUAGGAGAAAGCAGAACUGCCCCAUAGGGUUUCUUCCCAGGCUUUAAAUCUUCCCGGAAGUAAACUGCCACAUUUUUGUCCUGCAAAGCAGCUGGUGGAUUGGUCUGAACCGCUCACCGUUCAGUUAGCAGGCGAGCGCUUAACCACUGCACCACCAGGGCUCCUACUCUUACUUUACUUGGUGCCAAAUGAAAUCAAACAAGUCCCUCCGUGAGCUAUUUGAAAAUUUGGCCCAUUUUACUCCAGUCUCUUAAUACACAAAUGCCAGCAAGUGGUUCUUGUAUUUUAGGGGAAAAACUUAUUUUUCCUUCUUUUAUUUUUCAUUCAUUGUUGGUCUUUCAAAAUGGCCCAAGGCUUUUUCAAAAGGAUUAUAGUAAAUGUUUCAUUCUUUACACAACUUUCUAUAAUGCCUUAUUUGAUUAUGUACUUUCCAAAAAUGUUUUGAACUAUUGAACUUAUGGAUUACCACUGGGUUUUAAAAUGCCUUAUUUGAAUACUAUGUACUUUCCAAAAAUUGUUUUGAACCACUGAACUUACGGAUUACCACUGGGUUUUAAAAUGCCUUAUUUGAAUACUGUGUACUUUCCAAAAAUUGUUUUGAACCACUGAAUUUAUGGAUUACCACUGGGUUUUAAAAUGCCUUAUUUGAAUACUAUGUACUUUCCAAAAAUUGUUUUGAACCACUGAACUUACAGAUUACCACUGGGUUUUACGCCACGUAUUCAUCUUUAUUGUAAUAAAAUUGCAUUUCAGAGCUGGG
This is a messenger RNA of Loxodonta africana (African savanna elephant), 2983 nucleotides long. It is a transcript of the gene AK3, whose product is annotated as adenylate kinase 3. The transcript has 5 exons. Gene Ontology annotation, molecular function: AMP kinase activity; ATP binding. Gene Ontology annotation, cellular component: cytoplasm; mitochondrion. Lineage: Eukaryota; Metazoa; Chordata; Mammalia; Proboscidea; Elephantidae. The record is from RefSeq and is a predicted model, not a curated record. Gene Ontology annotation, biological process: nucleobase-containing compound metabolic process. The coding region runs from base 52 to 735 and encodes 227 amino acids.